UGGCAGCCGCCGCCAUGGCCCGGCUGGUGCUGCAGGGCACACUGCUGUGCAUGCUGCGCGUCGGAUUGAGCACCCUGGACUCCGAGGGCUUCCUGUCCCCUGCGCCUCAUAACUGUCCCUACAAAUGUGUCUGUGCAGCCGACUUCCUGAGCUGCGCCGGCCUGGGGCUGCAGGAUGUGCCGGGCGCGUUACCAGCUGCAGCUGCAGACCUCGACCUGAGCCACAAUGCGCUGCAGCGCCUGCGCCCCGGCUGGUUGGCGCCCCUCUCCCGGCUCCGCGCCCUGCAUUUAAAUCACAACGAGCUGGAUGCGCUAGGUCCGGGAGUUUUCACCAAUGCCAGCGGCCUGCGGCUGCUCGAUUUAUCAUCUAACGCCCUGCGAGCCCUCGGCCGCCACGACCUCGACGGCCUGGGGGAGCUCAAGAUGCUGCUUUUGUUCAAUAACCGCCUGGCGCACUUAGACGAGCAGGCCUUUCACGGCCUGGGCACGCUCAGUCGUCUCUACCUGGGCUGCAAUGAACUUGCGUCCUUCUCGUUCAAUCACCUGCACGGCCUGGGCACGACCCACCUACGUACUCUGGAUCUCUCCUCCAACCACCUAGGACGCAUCCCUGUACCUGACCUGGCUUCCCUGCCAGCCUUUCUCAAGAACGGCCUUUACUUGCACAACAACCCAUUACCCUGUGACUGCCGUCUCUACCACCUGCUGCAGCACUGGCACCAGCGGGGGCUCAGUGCUGUGAGCGACUUCGCCGGUGAGUACACAUGCCUGGCCUUCAAGGUACCCACCUCCCGCGUGCGCUUCUUUGAGCACAGCCGUGUCUUUGAGAACUGCUCAGCUGCCCUGGCUCGGGGCCUAGAGCAGCCUGAAGAACAGCUGCAUGUGCAGGUGGGGCAGUCCCUGAGGCUACACUGCAACACCAGCGCCCCAGCCGUGCGCAUUGCCUGGGUCUCACCGCAGCAGGAGCUGCUUGUGGCUCCAGGAUCUCGCAAUGGCAGCAUCGCAGUGCGGGCUGAUGGCAGCCUGGCCAUCAGCAACGUGCAGCCAUGGCACGAGGGUGUCUUCGUGUGCCUGGCUACUGGACCCCACCUGCAUCACAACCAGACACACGAGUACAACGUGAGUGUGCACUUUCCACACCCUGAGCCUGACACUUUCAACACGGGCUUCACCACGCUGCUGGGCUGCGCCGUGGGCCUGGUGCUCGUGCUGCUCUACCUGUUCGUGCCACCCUGCCCCGGCUGCCGCAGCUGCUACCAUCGCACCUGCCGCUGCCGCCGCUGGCCCCGAACACCCAGCCCACUCCAGGAGCUGAGCGCACAGUCCUCAGUGCUCAGCACCACGCCGCCCGACGCACCGAGACGCAAGGCCAGUGUCCACAAGCACGUGGUCUUUCUGGAACCUGGCAGGAGAAGCCUCAAUGGUCGUGUGCAGCUAGCGGUAGCUGAAGACUUUGAUCUCCACAAUCCCAUGGGCCUGCGGCUCAAGGCUGGCUCUGAGUCUGCCAGCUCCACAGGCUCUGAGGGUCUGGUGAUGACCUAGGCUGCCCAGGGGCCCCACCGAGGCCACUGCCUGCCCGCUGCUUGCCCUGCUCCGUGCUGCUGCCCAGAGAACUGCCAGAUGCUGGUGGGAAGCACUGGGCUUGGUCCUCCAGACUCCUGUGUGGGCCUCGACAUAAAGCACAGCAACACCACUCACUGGUAGAGGGGCUGAAGUCCCCAACUCUCUCCUGCUUCUCCCCAGCAGCACAGGACCAAAACAUCCCAGGACCUAGCAGGGCCUACCUGUGCCCACAUGAGGAUUGGAACCAAGGACCAUCUGGAAGAGCUCUUGCAUUAGAGCCCCAGGUUCACCCACAGGGGCUAAGGCGGCCAUCAAGGAGAGUGGUGGUGAAGAAUUGAAGCAUGACCACCUUCUGCUUCCCAAGGGGACGGGAGUGGCCCACAGGGGAAAAGAAGGAGGACUUCAAAGGAAGACUGAGUCCGCAACCCGAGGGUGGAAAGAGGAAUUACAAGUCCUCCCUCUGGUGAAAUGCGACUCCCCACGCACCAACAUUCAAGCUAUUUGAAGCUUCACGAGUCCAUGCAGUCUGGUGAGAAGGCAACCAGCAGGCAAGGCUCCUCAAGAGACCUCCAGGGGCACCGCAGGCCACUCUGAGGGCAGAGCCUCUCCCAUGGGCUCGCAAGACAAUGGUAAGGGGCACCAGUGGCCUGUUCCCCCAGCUUUUCAGCAGUAAAAAGCCUGCUGAGCGUGGAUAAGAUGGGAGGGCUGAGCCAGAACUUGCUGUCUCCCAAGGGUAGAAUCCUCUUAAGGGCUGGCACUGGUAUCAGCCUAAUGGCUGAAGCAGUGCCCUGGCUUCAUAUGCAUCUCACCACUCCCACUGCAGGGAGGCAGGGAAGCGGGGACUGGAAACCCCUCCUGAGUGAGGGCUGAGCUGGGGGGCCAACAAGUGUCCUGGAUCCAGCUAUCAUGGAAUUUCUUAAUAAAGGUAGUACAUGCUCGUCGUCGGAGCCUUCACAGACA
Messenger RNA from Mesoplodon densirostris (Blainville's beaked whale), 2522 nucleotides. RefSeq names its product adhesion molecule with Ig like domain 3 (gene AMIGO3). Gene Ontology annotation, molecular function: protein binding. The record is from RefSeq and is a predicted model, not a curated record. Gene Ontology annotation, biological process: brain development. Bases 15 to 1541 code for a protein of 508 amino acids. The transcript has a single exon. Lineage: Eukaryota; Metazoa; Chordata; Mammalia; Artiodactyla; Ziphiidae.